UUCAAAAAAGCGAGGGCGCUGGGUUUCCCCCGCGGGCGCCAUGGAGCCGCCUAGCCAGGAAUGGCUGCCUGGCGACUCACUCCGAGACAGCCACCCACAGGAGAUGGCCGAGCCAAACCUGGCUUUGGAAACCCCCAAAAGAGAAGGUCUCCCCUUCCCUGCCUUGGAAGAUGGGAAGAGCGUCGCCCCAGGCUCUGCAGCAACUGGGAGGUCCCCUCAGAACCUCCUGGAGGCCGGCCCAAACGCAUCCUCGGAGAACAAGGCUUCCGUCCAGCAAGAGGAGAAGAACAAUGGCCUCACUUCAGUCUCUCCCUUGAAUUUCCUGGAGGUCAGACCAAAUGCAUCUUUGCAGGACAAGGGUUCCAUCCUGCAUCCUGAGAAGGACAAUGGUCUUAUUUCAGUCCCCCAACUGAGUCUCCCUGAGGCUGGACCAAAUGCAUCUUUGCAGGAUAAGGCUUCUGUCCAAGAACAGGAGGAGGACAAUGGACUCACUUCCGUUUCUGUGAUGCCUGAAGCGACCUGGACGUCCCCCUUGAGGCUCCCGGAGGCCGGCCCAAAUGCAUGCUCAGGGGAUGAGGGUUCUGAUCCGCAUCCUGAGAAGGACAAUGGUCUUAUUUCAGUCCCCCAGUUGAGGCUCCCUGAGGCUGGACCAAAUGCAUCUUUGCAGGACAAGGCUUCUGUCCAGCAAGAGGAAAAGGACAAUGGCCUCAUUUCUGUCUCUCCCUUGAGUCUCCUGGAGGUCAGACCAAAUGCAUGCUCAGAGGACAAGACUUCUGUCCACAAACAGGAGAAGAGCAGCCUCACUCCAGUUUUUGUGGCUUCUGAAAUGACUUGGACGUCCCCCUUGAGGCUCCUAGAAGCCGACUCAAAUGCGUCUUCAGAGGACAAGGGUUCCAUCCUGCAUCCCGAGAAGGACAAUGGUCUUAUUUCAGUCCCCCAGCUGAGUCUCCCUGAGGCUGGACCAAAUGUAUCUUUGCAGGAUAAGGCUUCUGUCCAAGAACAGGAGGAGGACAAUGGACUCACUUCAGUUUCUGUGAUGCCUGAAGCGACCUGGACGUCCCCCUUGAGGCUCCCGGAGGCCGGCCCAAAUGCAUGCUCAGAGGAUGAGGGUUCUGUCCACGAACAGGAGAAGGACAAUGGCAUCACUUCAGUCUCUGUGGUUCCCGAAAUGACUUGGACGUUGCCCUCUUGGCUCCCGGAGGCUGAACUAAAUGCAUGCUCAGAGGACAAGGGUUCCAUCCUGCACCCCGAGAACGACAAUGGUCUUAUUUCAGUCCCCCAGCUGAGUCUCCCUGAGCCUGGACCAAGUGAAUCUUUGCAGGACAAGGCUUCCGUCCAGCAACAGCAGAAAGACAACAGCCUCACUUCAGUUUCUGUGGUUCCUGAAGUAACCUGGACAUCCCCCUCGAGGCUCCCGGAGGCCGGCCCAAAUGCAUGCUCAGAGGAUGAGGGUUCUGAUCCGCAUCCUGAGAAGGACAAUGGUCUUAUUUCAGCCCCCCAGUUGAGGCUCCCAGAGGCUGGACCAAAUGCAUCUUUGCAGGAUAAGGCUUCUGUCCAAGAACAGGAGGAGGACAACAGCCUCACUUCAGUCUCUCCUUUGAGGCUCCUGGAGGCUGGACCAAAUGUAUCCUCGGAGGACCAGGAACAGGAGAAGGAUAAUGGCAUCAUUUCGACCUUUGUGUCGCCUGCAGCUUCCCAGAUCCUGCCUCUGAACAUCCUGGAGACAAGACUCAGCACAUCCCCGAUGAAUACGGCUUCUGUCCUGUGGCAGCAGAGGAAGGCGGCUGUUUCUCUGGUUUCGGCGGCAACGUGGAUGUCGCCUCUGAGCCUCCUGGAGACGGGUGUCAACACCUCCCUGGAGGAGAGGACUUUGACCAAGGACAGCACAGCAGAAACAGACUCCCUGCUGUGGCACUUGUCUCAGGACCAGCUGCGCAGCCUGUCUCGGGAAGAGCUAGAGGAGCACCUGGCCAGCUCCCAGAUCGUCGUGGAAGCCCUUUCCCGGGAGAUCCGGGACUGCCUGAAUUCCCAGAGGUUGCCUGCCUGCGUGGGACCGGCGGAGCAGAGGGACGCGGCCACCCAGACCCCCAUCUCUGAGCCCAGCCAGGAGGUGCAGCUGUACCGUGAGAUGUAUGAGGCCCUCUGGAAGAGACACGACCCCCUUCAAAAGACUCUGAAGAACCAGCGUGCUCUGGUUGAGAGGCUGGCCACAGCCAAAGACGAGAUGAGAGGAUGCCUUUUGGAUUCCACGUUUCUCCGAGAGACGGCCGAAGCCUCCUUCCAACGCCUUCAGGACGACCGUCGCUCCCUUAGCCAGCAGCAAAAGCAGUUGGGCAACCUGAUCUCUCACGUCCGGGAGAGGUGGAGCCGGAUUGAGGACGAAAGGAAGAAGACCCUGAGAGACAAGGAGGCGGCAGACCACGUUCUGGAGUUGUUCCGGAAUCACGCCACCCAACGCAUCGGGCAGCUGGAGCAGGACUGUGGGUCCCGGCGGCAUCUGCGCUCCCUGCUGGUGGAGGCCAACGCACUCCAGUCUGAUCUCUCGGGCGGCUACGCCAAACACCUGGCGGAGGAGGCCUGCCUCGCGACAGCCCUGCAGAGCAACUGGGCGAAGAUGCGGCGCGACUAUGAGGCCAUGAGGACCCUGGCGGGCCGAUUCCAAGUCACAAUGGGGCAGAUGGUCCAGAAGAUGAGGGCAGCCCAGCAGGAGCUCGCGCAGCACCAUGAGGCAAGUCUUCUCUUGGGGGUGGCACUGAACCAGGGAGGAGGGUGUGUGUGUCUAAAAGGGCUGGAUCAGGCCCCCAGCCCCAAAUCCAGUCCUGCUUCUCCCUUUGCACCAAAGACACUUGCUCUCUCCCUCUAUUUCCCUGGUUCCCAGUGUUCUGGGGUAGACUGCCUCUGAACUUGGAGGUUCCACCAUAUCUCCAUAAUAACUCAUUGUGUCGUUUUCCCCACUAUACCUCCGUUCCGGGGCGAGUGGUGUGAGAUUUUGGCGCUGUUCUCCCCUCAAUCCCAAUGGCUGUUUGAGAUAAGACCAGUCCUUCUGACAAUAUUUCUAUGUUGGUGUUUGCGAACGUGUUCUGCCUUGUUGCCGUU
Messenger RNA from Podarcis raffonei (Aeolian wall lizard), 3096 nucleotides. It is a transcript of the gene SPAG5, whose product is annotated as sperm associated antigen 5. Gene Ontology annotation, biological process: regulation of attachment of spindle microtubules to kinetochore; cell division. The record is from RefSeq and is a predicted model, not a curated record. Lineage: Eukaryota; Metazoa; Chordata; Lepidosauria; Squamata; Lacertidae. Bases 41 to 2902 code for a protein of 953 amino acids. The transcript has 9 exons.